GCUUCGCUUUAAACAUCAUCUGGCAACGAUGAUUAGAAGCAACAGCGGUCACCAACUGGCUUUUGUCGAAGUGGACAGCACCAACAAUAACAUUAGUAAACAGUGGUCUUGAAUGGGGACGUCAGCAAAGCGGUAUUAGACAUCUUUGUUGUUAUGGGUGAAAUAAAAGUAGUAAAACAAAAAGCGUUAAUACUAUUAUAUGGCCAUUAAGUAUUUGGCGAGGACUGAUAAUACAUUGGCAAAGAAGUGAUAAACAUAAGCGUACAGCAAGCUGGCUGCGUGAAAACAAAGUAUUUGAAGCUGAAUAACAAAUACAAACGAACAUAUGGAACCCGACCGCUACAACGCUGACUAAUGUCAUUACUUGCAUUCUCUAUCUAAACAAAACUUGAAACAUUUGCGUUUAAAUUUUUUGAAUACCUUCGACAAAAGCCUACCUUUGUCGUGCAUUCCAUAUUUUGAAAACCAUUGGCAUUUUGCAAUGACACAGCCGCGUUAUGAACUCCUUAACAGCGGUAGUCAACAGGAAGAUGACAGCCCAAACAAGCUUUUAGGACGCACUACUUUCAGUGGACGUUACGAUGAAGGGGACGAAGAAAAUGAGGAAAUCGAAUUGGGCACAGAGCAUCGCAUACGAUACGAGAGUGAUGAUGAAGAAGAUUUCUAUAUAAAUGGGAAUUUAGCAGUCAGAGCCAGUGGACGGGAUAGCAUACACAAUGAAUCGGGAGGAGUAUUGAGUUCGCCGACAACAAUUGCACAACUGGCGGGUUCACGAAUACUGCAUAUGGCAGUCGGAACAGUAGCCACUAUACUACUUUAUUUAGCGCUUUCUAUAACGUUAACAUUCUAUCAGCAGAAGUUAAUCAAGAAACUGAAGUUCCCGCUGACCAUCGUCACUUAUCAUUUGGUUCUGAAACUUUUCCUUUCUGCUGUCGUGCGUGCAAUUUACAAAUCAUGCGCGGGCAAGGCACGAGUUAAAAUAGACCUACGCACAGCAUGGCAAAAAAUGGCACCGACAGGUAUUGCAAGUGGCAUCGACAUUGGCUUUUCAAAUUGGGGCCUCGAACUGGUGUCUAUAUCUUUGUAUACGAUGACUAAAUCAUCAACCAUUGUUUUUAUACUAAUAUUUGCAAUUAUGCUUGGGCUAGAAAAAAAGAGUUUAUUCCUUAUUUUUAUCGUCGGCCUCAUUGCAAUAGGACUUUUUAUGUUUACUUACGAAUCAGCACAAUUUAAUGCACUCGGUUUCAUAUUUCUUCUGCUGGCAUCGCUCAGCAGCGGCAUUCGAUGGAGUUUCGCGCAAUUUGUUAUGCAAAAAUCAAAAUUAGGAUUACACAAUCCUAUUGAUAUGAUAUAUUAUAUGCAACCCUGGAUGAUAGCAUCGCUGUUGCCAUUCUUAGUAACUUUCGAAGGACAACAGCUUUACGAUGUCUUAAGUAAUUUAUCCAAUACACCCAACGAUGUAAUUUCACUUAAUAUGUUUUAUAUCACCCUUGGUGCUGUGCUGGCAUUUCUAAUGGAAUGUAGCGAGUUUUUGGUACUUUCAAGAACAUCUGGCUUAACACUUUCGAUUGCCGGUAUUUUUAAGGAUAUUUGUCAACUGUCCCUAGGAGUGGAAAUAAAUGGAGAUCAGCUGAACUUGAUUAACGUAUUCGGCUUAAUUGUUUGCUUAGCUGGAAUUUGCAUGCAUUUAUUACACAAAUAUUUGACUUUUACCAAGAUGGAAGCACUAAAUAUGGAUGAAGAAGAUGGUGACUUACAUUUCAAUGAGACUAGCAUUAGCCCCGUUAUAAAUGGGAACAGUCAUGAAUCUGGUGGUAAUUCUAUUGCUGGUGGAAAUGUAAUAACCGCCGUUUUACAAAAGAAGCAUAGCUCACAAACAGUACCAUUGCUAGAACAAAGCGACUCCGACGAUUCCAAUAAUGACAAUGAGCAAAGCGCAUCUGAUGUUAUAUUUGAUGUACUGAAACGACGUGAUAUGCAACGAUAAAAACCCCUUUUUUAUUAAUUAGUAUUAUUACGAUUUUUAAACUGGCUGAUAGGCUAGAAAAUGUAAAUGUUGUAUAAAUCAUUCCUUGCAUAGCGUAGGAGUAAAGGCUUCUACUCUUUAAACUGUGAAAUUAAAUGUUAGCAAAUAAGUACAUUUUAUUAAUUGAAAAAUAAUUUUUAUUUUUCUCCGAAAAAUUAAAGCCGGGUAUAUAAUUUAUUAUUUUAAAUUUGUUUUAACGCCAUAAAAAAGUCGUUCUCGGAG
Anastrepha obliqua is the source of this 2248-nucleotide messenger RNA. RefSeq names its product solute carrier family 35 member C2. Gene Ontology annotation, cellular component: cis-Golgi network; endoplasmic reticulum-Golgi intermediate compartment; Golgi apparatus. The record is from RefSeq and is a predicted model, not a curated record. NCBI's taxonomy places the organism in Eukaryota, Metazoa, Arthropoda, Insecta, Diptera, Tephritidae. Gene Ontology annotation, molecular function: antiporter activity. Gene Ontology annotation, biological process: UDP-glucose transmembrane transport. The transcript has 5 exons. Bases 482 to 1987 code for a protein of 501 amino acids.